This is a messenger RNA of Leishmania braziliensis MHOM/BR/75/M2904, 579 nucleotides long. Its product is annotated as d-isomer specific 2-hydroxyacid dehydrogenase-protein. Gene Ontology annotation, molecular function: NAD binding. Lineage: Eukaryota; Euglenozoa; Kinetoplastea; Trypanosomatida; Trypanosomatidae. The coding region runs from base 1 to 579 and encodes 192 amino acids. The transcript has a single exon. The record is from RefSeq and is a predicted model, not a curated record.
AUGCUGUCUUCAUCGCUCCCAUGGCGCCUGGUUGCCUCGAAGAAUGAGAAGAAGUGGAACCGCUUCAACUGCAUUGAGCUCCGCCGACAGAAGAUGGUGAUCAUCGGCUACGGUGACAUCGGUCAAGCCUGUGGCGAGAAGGCCACCGCGCUGGGCAUGGAGGUGACCGGCAUCCGUCGCAGCGGCGACAACAAGGCGGACAGGUUUGGCGUCAUGGUGCGCGGCAAUGACGCGCUUGACGAGUCGAUCCGCGAGGCUGACUUUGUGGUGGGUGUGCUGCCCGGCACGCACGACACGAAGCACUUCUUCAACAAGGAGUUCUUUGCAAAGAUGAAGCCGAGCGCCGUCUUCAUCAACAUCGGCCGAGGCAUGUCCCAGUGCGAAGCCGACGUCGCCGAGGCCCUCAACAAAGGCAUCAUCCGCGGUGCUGCUCUCGAUGUGUUCGAGGUGGAGCCACUGCCAUUGUCGUGGCGAUUGAGGGCUAUGCCAAAUGUCGGGAUGUUGGUGACAGUGAAUUGCAAAAGGAUGAUAGCGAAGUUUCGCUGCACGGCGCAGAGCAUUUUUAUCCACUACACCUAA